This is a messenger RNA of Helianthus annuus (common sunflower), 588 nucleotides long. RefSeq lists its product as uncharacterized. The transcript has a single exon. Gene Ontology annotation, molecular function: nucleic acid binding; zinc ion binding. The record is from RefSeq and is a predicted model, not a curated record. Bases 1 to 588 code for a protein of 195 amino acids. Lineage: Eukaryota; Viridiplantae; Streptophyta; Magnoliopsida; Asterales; Asteraceae.
AUGGUCAUGAAGAAUUUGGACUGUCAGGCAUAUGUGACGAGUUUCAACACCAUGUCCCGCCUGGUUCUCUACUUAGUCACCCCUGAACCUAAAUGCAUAGUGCGUUUUAUUGGAGGCCUAGCACCAGAAAUUAAAGGAAAUGUCAAAGCAUCCAGGCCUACCACAUAUAGGUCCGUGGUGGACUUAUCCUUAUCCCUCACAUUAGAUGCUAUCAGAAAUAAGUCUGUUAAGACUUCUGAUGAGGGAAAAAGGAAAAGAGAAGAGGAAAGCUCUCAUCAUUCAGACACGAAGAAAAAGGGGAAUUCUGAGCAUAAGAAGGGUUCUGAGUUCAAGAAAAACUCGAGUCAGUCAGAUAAUAGACCCAAGUGCAAGAACUGCAGGAAGCGUCACUCCGGAAAAUGCACUAUGGACCCGCAGGCUAAACUUUGCGAGAUCUGCAAAACAAAAGGGCAUAAAACCUUAGAAUGCAGGGAGUUAAAGAACGCAACUUGUUACAACUGUAAAGAGAAAGGGCAUAUCAAAACCAACUGCCCCAAACUUGCAAAGAAGCCUGAAGAGGCCAAGAAGACCAACGCUCGAGUUUUUUAG